Messenger RNA from Porites lobata, 831 nucleotides. The record is from the annotation of a GenBank genome assembly. NCBI's taxonomy places the organism in Eukaryota, Metazoa, Cnidaria, Anthozoa, Scleractinia, Poritidae.
AAAUCGCCUCAGCGCACGUUCCAAGGUGAUGACAAUGGUGGAUUAGAGCAAGUAGGGCCAUCAUUAACAAGUGGAAACGUGGAAUUUGGUUUCUAUGGCGAGGAUCCGGUAGAACAAGGCAGUAGUUCCAGGCCUGUUAGAUUAAGGGAGCCGAACAAAAGAAUAGAUGAAUUGGAAGUUCGAGUCGAGAAAGCGGUUCAUGCGAAGCGUCAGCGAAACUGGUAUCUUGGACAACUGCGGAAACGGCGAAAUUGUGUACAAGAAUUGAUUUUAAGCCCUAGCACACAGAUAAGUGGAGUGGAAGCCGAGAUUUACAGGUAUGAAGAAGCAUUUCGUAACUUUGUUGUCAGUCAUGAUAAUUACUUCAGCUUUGAAGAUGAUGAAGAGAACAAACAAUUUAUUAUUGACAGUUAUCAGAAUGAACGAGAAAUGAAAUUACAGUUAAAAAUCCUCAUAAAUCAGUGGAGGAAAACGGGAGUAGGUACCCCUCCUUCUGAAUCUGGAUUGAGCCAUGGGUCUGACAAGAGCGAGAGAAGUUGUGUGUCAAAUAGAAGCAGUGUUAAAGAGAAGAGAAGGGUGGCGGUAGAAGCUAAAUUGGAAGUGCAGACCCUAAAGGAAAAGCAGGAACUAGAACGCAAAUUAGAAGAAGUAGAAAGAAGUAAAGCAGAGUUAAACAGGAAAUUAGAGCUGUUGAGUGCUAAAACUAAGAUGGAGCAGGCGGAAAUUGACUUAUUGCUGGAGCGCGGCGAAGAGAAUGAAGCGAAGGAUGGGAUGAAUGAUUACUUAAAAGAUCAUAGCGCCAAUUAUCCUCCUGCGAAGGGGCAUUUAUGA